Amblyraja radiata (thorny skate) is the source of this 3860-nucleotide messenger RNA. RefSeq names its product protein FAM111B-like. The coding region runs from base 165 to 1973 and encodes 602 amino acids. The record is from RefSeq and is a predicted model, not a curated record. NCBI's taxonomy places the organism in Eukaryota, Metazoa, Chordata, Chondrichthyes, Rajiformes, Rajidae. The transcript has 2 exons.
GUGGGUGAGGGUGAGGGACCGCGGUGGAGAGAAGUCCCUCGGCAGCGCGUUGGUUGCCGGCCGGGCCGGGCCGGGCCUGGAGCCUUUGGGCGGCGGAUGCAACAACUGGGCCCGGUGGAGGGGAGACCACGGCUGGAGCCGAGGAAGGGCAGCAGGGGAGCAAAAUGAUGAGCGACGGUCUCCCGGGAGACAAGCGAAAGCUGCAGACCAGCCGGUACUCGGAGGAGUUCGUGCCGAAGAACGGGAAGAUCCUGAAGAACUCGGCGGACCAGAUGGACUGCGGGGCGGAGAACUUGGCGAGGAAGGAGUUCACCUUCAGCGUGUGCGGGGACCCGGACAACAUCCAGUACGCCUUCACCGGCGACCCUGACGACGGCCUGAUCACCGCCCUCAAUUCCUCCUGCGACUUCGAGGAGAAGGUGAGGGUGGACAGCACCAUCCUGGUGUACGGGGAGGGCGGGCUGAAGGGCCUGGUGAACGUGGACAUCCUGUGCCGCUACCUGCCGCCGCACACGCACUUUCGCCUGCUCUUCCUGCGCUGCCCGGGCCCGGGGCGGGAGGGGGCGGGCGGCGAGUUGCGGCGACCCCCGGCGACCCGCCACGACUGCCGCCACGUCCUGUUCUACGUGGAGCCCAGUGGCCGCACGGUGGUGAACACCGCCCAGCGCAUCGUGCUGUCCGACCGCAUCGCCCAGGGCCAGACCAAGCUGUGCGUCCUGGGCUUCGAGGGCCAGACUGUCCGCCAGGCGCUGACCGCCGACGGCCGCUUCGACCCCCGCGUCCACGACGACACCCACAAGCUGCUGGAGAAGGUGGAGCCUCCGCGCAAGAUCCAGUUCAACCACGCCGUGGACGGGCUGAACGGCCGCAGCUUCCAGGUGGAGAUGAGCAGCUACAAGAAGAAGCUGCCGGGAGACGACGGGAGCGGCGGCAAGAACUGGAAGCCGAGAGCCGGCAAGGUUGCCGAGGCGUUGCCGCCGUCGGACAGCGGGCGCUACCCCUUGCCCCGGUGGCAUGUGGAGGCCCGCAAAGCCGCGCUGCUCAGGUUCAAGCUGGCCGUGUCGAGGAACGCCGAGCUGGGCAACAUGUCAGAGAGGCAGUACUUGAACCGGCUCCACCAAGAGGCCCAGUCGCCCAUCCCAGCCCGAGCCAUCCGCCGUGUGAUCGAACGUCUGGCCAGCGUGGGCUGCCUCAGCUGGCAAACACCCAGUGCACAGGGGGGCGGCAGCUGUUUCUUCCUCAGGGACAGAUACCUCCUCACCUCCUACCAUGCCGUGGAGAUGAUGGUGGGGAACACCACCCCGCCCGACAGCUGGCCCGCAGCCGUCCACGACGCCGGCCAGGUCUUCUUCGGCUACGAGGAGGACGGGCAGAAGGGCCGGCCGCUCAAGCUGGCCGCCUGGCUGGAGAUCUUCGACCAGGCCCUGGACUAUGCCGUGCUGGAGUUGGAGGAGAGCCCGCCCGGGUUGCAGGGUCUGGCGGAACACUGCGCCCUCCUGCCGCCGGACGCCGGCAACCUCUACAUCGCCGGCCACCCCGAUGGGCAGGUGAAGAAAGUGUGUCCUUGCUCGCUCAUGACUUGCGACCAGCAGCGGGCAGCCGGAGACUCCGCCAACCUGCUGGAAAACCUGCGGACCGCCAUCGCGGGGGGAGACGCCGAGAAUUACCUGCCUGACAUAGUCAUGGUGGCCAGCCACGCCUUCAACAGAGCCAGGUACCCCAAUACAAUCCUCUACAAGGCUGACUUCCACCACGCCGCCUCGGGCUCUCCCAUCUUCAACGCCGACGGCCUCGUCGUUGGCCUGCACUGCGGGGGGGAGAUCCACAAGAAGAACAAGGACCCCGAGAGGUUCUGCGUGGAACUUGGGCGCUCCAUCAAGCUCAUCGUCCACAACAUGGCUUGCAAAAGCGACUCGCUGGCAACGGAAAAAUCAAAGCAGUUCAUCAAGGAUUUGCAGAGUUCUUUCAAAUGAAAUGUGUCUGCCCAGAGAGAACUGACAUGCCGUGACCAGGCUGGAUGCUGGAUGUGGACUUCCUCAUGUGUGUGGGAAAAGGUGCAUCUGAGUAUCGUUUCAAAGGUUUCCACCUGAAAAAUGAACCCAUCCUUUUCAGAACAGACCCUGCGUAUGUUUAUUGGAAUAGCGAUGAUUCCAAUACAAUUUAGUUUGCAUGUGCUUUACAUAUUGGGGCCAAUGGGGAAAACUGUACACCGAACGUUUGCCCGAUGUAAUAAUAUACAUUUACCAGGGUGCUAAAUACUUGAAUUACGGAGUUAUGAGUUUGGGAAAUGCAGAGAACACAUUUUCUUUAUUCUAGCAUUAGGUGACAUUUGCUGUUCUGAAAGUUAAUAUGGUUAAAAAGGUAUUUUGGUAUUUUUGGACAGCAUCUCUGGAGAAACGGAAUAGGUGCCCUUCUUUGCAUUUAUUCCUUCUCUCCAGACCCUCUGAGUUUCCGCAGCUUUUUAUGUCUAUCGCCUGUUUAAACCUGCAUCUGCAGUUUCUUCCUACACACUAACAAUCCCCAUCAUUCCAACGUUCCCCUCCAUCUUAAUCUCCAAAGGUUGUGUGUUUUUUUGCAAAUUGCCGGUCCCAGAGCAGCUUAAAAACCCCAAUAACAAACAACUUGCUAAUAAUUCAUCGAGUUUAGAAAUCAGGUCAGAUUGGGCAGGUUUACUGGCUCCAGCCAGAUUGGGCAGCUAUUCUCGUCUCUUGUCAAAAUGUUUACAAGAUCUCGUUUCUUCUAAAAGAAUGCCUUCAUUUAAGGUUUUUGUUGUCUGUUUUUGCAUUUUUAUGUCAUUUACAAGGCAUUAAAAAAAAUUAAAUGCAAAGUUAGCCUUCUGUCACUGACCACAUGAUUUAGUUUUCCCCUUGUAUAAUCUAGGAUAAUGUCCAGGAAAGUUGCUUAAAAGGACAGUGGUCCCUCCUUGUUUUAUAAUUUUUUUUCUUUUAGACUUGUGUCCAUGCAGUAAAUUUGUCAAUUAACAAAUGGUGAUAAUAACAAGUUUAAUUUGGCUUCUUCAGUUGCAAUUUCUUGCCUCGAGCACAGAUUUAUUUUCAACCCCCCCCCCCAAAUGUAUAUAUUGGCAUCUAGUCUAUUUACAUUUAUAGAAAUGACUUCUGCUCAAGAUUCUUGCCAGUCAGAGCAAGAUGUUAAUGAAGCCUAGAAUAGUACAGGAAGUGGCCCUUUGGCUCAUAAUAUCUGAGCUGAAAACGAUUACAGGUUAUUCUGCAGUUCCUUGUUUCUACAUUUUACCCCAUGCCAGAGGAAGAGUAUUUACACUUUUUUUCCCCCUGCCCUCCUUUGGCAAUGUCUCCCCUCAUUAUUUUUUCAGGCUACGUAGUUAACAAAUCUUUGUCUCUGGAUGUUCUCGAGAGUGUAACCAGAAAUGAAUAUGGUGGGAUCGCGGAACAGAGGCGACUUGCCUAAGCGGGAUUAGAUAAGGAAAGUGAAACAGGUUCUAAUGAUGGGGUUACUUGCGUCAAUCGGAUGCAUGAAAUCUGGUUGCUUUGUUUAUUUGUCUAAACCCAAAGAUGCAAUGAUCAAUUGUUCCAUUUUGCUUGCCUUCAAACUCAACACGGGACUGGCAAUGAAACCAGUCUGUGACUCAAAGAAUCAAGUACUGUAUUAAUUUCUGAGCCAGAUGGGCUGAUGAUGAUUCAUGAAAGUAUUUAGGUGAUUAUUUACAGUUUAAGCCGGGGUCAAAGUUAUGCCUUUUCUUUGUAAAGCGGAGUUAAACACCUGGGUUAUUGCAUGUCAUAUUUUCACAUUUGGAUUUAUUUUAGUAUUGAGUUUGUUUCAAAGUCGUGUUCCUCAGCACUAUAAACAUGUUAUUUACAAUUAAAAAAAUCUGGCAAACCUGA